Micromonas pusilla CCMP1545 is the source of this 1937-nucleotide messenger RNA. RefSeq lists its product as uncharacterized. Bases 1 to 1869 code for a protein of 622 amino acids. NCBI's taxonomy places the organism in Eukaryota, Viridiplantae, Chlorophyta, Mamiellophyceae, Mamiellales, Mamiellaceae. The record is from RefSeq and is a predicted model, not a curated record. The transcript has 3 exons.
AUGGCCCAGAACUUCGAUCAUCAGUCUGUUCCGUCUGCAUCACUCAAAUUACACCGUCCCACCUCUUAUCUACCGCUUCGGGCUCCCCACGUCUUAUAUCGCUCGCGUUAUAACUUGACAAACUACUCGGGCGCGUGCGUGUCUGAUUGUUUUUUUGUGCGGACGUUUCCGGACCUCGAGAAGAAGAUCGGCGAGCUCGGCGGGAAGCUCUUCUUCCGCUUCUGCCGCGCGCGCGCCGACGGCGGGGACGCGCGGAGGGGCGGGAACGCCGGCGGCGGCGCCGCGCGGACGCGCUUCGCCGUGAACGCCGCGCGCGAGACGUUAUCGCGGGCGCUGCCGAACACGACGUGGGAGAUCGAGUUCGUCGGCGAGGAGCCCCUCUCCGUCGCGUCCGCGAGCGUCAGGGAGUACACGUACCCGGAGUCCGUCGCGCUCGGCGGCGGCGGCCGCGUCGGGACGUGCGACCUCCUCGCGUUCGCGUCCGAGCGCUCCGCCGCGGGGUGGGGCGAUUGGGUGAUUCACAUGGGCUCCGACGGCGUCUUAAAUCAGAGAGCCGUCGACGCCGUCGCCGCGCACUGCGCGCGCGAGUCGCGCCUCGUCGCGCUCGCGUCGUCCGCGGAGCCGCACGCGCGCAGAGGCGCGUUCGGCGCCGUGUUUCCCGGGGUGUCGCACCUCUCCGGCGCCGACGGCGGGUGGCUGUUAGACGACGGGUACGGUCGCGGCGCCGGCGAGCUGACGCGCAAUCAGGCGCGUUCUCCUUACACUGGUCCCCAUACGACCGCGUCGGCGUGGCGAACGCCGACGACGGCGUGGUCGUGGCUCGCCGGGUGCGCGGCGUCGCGCGUCGCGGGGGAGACGCUGGGGUCGACGCGGCUGUGCGGCGACUUCGGCGCGGUGCUGACGACGCUGCCGUCGUCGUUCGUCGUGCUUCCGAGCGAGCUCGAGCGCGGGAGGGGUUGGGCGUCCAUCGCGGGGGGCGGCGGCGGCGGCGCGAGGGGGCGGCGGGAGAGCAGAGGCGACGUCUCGACGACGCUGAUCGAGGACGACGACAGCGAGAACGCGACCGUCGCCGCCGCCGCUUCCACCGGCGCGCCGCCCGGCGCGGGGAUGGAGCUCACCGCGUUCGCGCUGCGAUGCGCGCGGACGAAAGGCACCGAGUUCGCGUGGCUCGACGCGGGCGCGCACGCGAGGGUGAUCCCGGACGCGCUCGCGUUCUUUAUUCAACGCGCGCGGUUUCACGGCGCGGGGCGGACGCUCUGGUGGCGAAACCGUUCGGGGUCGAGCGUUUCGGAAGGGAGAGUGGGGAAGGGCGCGGGGUCGACCCGCGACCGCGACCGCGACCGCGGCGUCGAUCGACCGAUCGCGCGCGGGUGGCCCAGGAUUUUCAUCGCGACGCACGCGCUCUCGAGCGGGUUCGCGCGGCUGGCGCCGUUGCUCACGACGGCGGCGCCCUUCUUGCGCCACGGCGCGUCCACGCCGCUGUUCGCGAUGAACGCCGCGGUCGGCGUCGUGACCGCGUCGGUCAGGGCGGAGUACGCGGUCGGGUUUUUCGCGUCGGUGGGCGGCUCGAGGCUCGCGUCCGGCCGCGCGAACAGCGGGCUCGCGUUCGCGGCGCUGUUUCUGUUGACUGUCGCGCUCGUGCCCGUGUUCUCUUUUUUCGAGCUCGGCGCGCUGGUGGGGUCGCUGUUCGUCGGCGCGGGCGGGCGAGGGGGAAGGGGCGACGUGGGGGUGUACGGGAAAGGGUACGACGAGGCGAAGAUACCGCUGCGAGCGGCGGGGGCGGCGGCGUCCGACGCGGACCCGGGGGCGGCGGACGUCGAGCGCGGGGAAAGAAGGCGCGUGCGGUGGACGCGGGAGACGCGCGUGUAGACUGGACGACUGACGCGACGCGCGCGCUAUGAUACCACCCUGUGUAAGUUACAGUAUGAUACGAAGGU